AUGGAGGGUGGAGGGACGAGGAGGAAGAUAGGAAGGCUGGAGAGGACAGCAUCCAUCCCCCCGCCCAGAGCAGCAUCCGUCCCCUCCAGAGCAGGAUCCAUCCCCUCUGGAGCAGGAUCCAUCCCCCCAGAGCAGGAUCCAUCACCCCCAGCUGGCUCCCGGGGGUGCCGCAGUGGCAUUGCCGAGACACCCCCCGUGCCCGGGGGGCUGCGCUUCAUCCCACCCGACCCCCGCCUUGCUGCUGCGUGGAAGUUCAAGCUGCUGGACCAGGACCGGGACAUCCGUGAACCCGUGCAGUACUUCAACAGCGUGGAGGAGGUGGCCAGCAUCUUCCCAGAUCGUGUUUUCGUCAUGGAGGCCAUCACCUUCAGCGUGAAGGUGGUGUCGGGGGAGUUCAGCGAGGACAGCGAGGUGUACAACUUCACGCUGCACGCCGGGGACGAGCUGACGCUGAUGGGCCAAGCGGAGAUCCUCUGCGCCAAGACGGUGAAGGAGAAGUCGCGCUUCAACACCAUCCUGCGGAAGCUGGGCAAGGCGGCGCCGGCGGCGGGGGCCAGGCAGGUGAAGGGCAAGAUGCCCUGCCUGAUCUGCAUGAACCACCGCACCAACGAGAGCCUCAGCCUGCCCUUCCAGUGCAAGGGCCGCUUCAGCACCCGCAGCCCCCUCGAGCUGCGGCUCGGAGACGGUUCGCCCUGGCUGCCCCCCGCCGACCUCUCGGCCCUCUCCCUGGAGGAGGUCUCCAAGUGCCUGCGCUUCAUCGGCCUCUCCGAGGACGUGGUCAGCUUCUUCGCCCGCGAGCGCAUCGACGGCAGCAUCUUCGUGCAGCUCAGCGAGGAGAUCCUGGCCGACGACUUCCGCCUCACCAAGCUCCAGGUGAAGAAGAUCAUGCAGUUCAUCAAGGGUUGGCGCCCCAAGAUCUAA
Messenger RNA from Charadrius vociferus (killdeer), 921 nucleotides. It is a transcript of the gene GAREM2, whose product is annotated as GRB2 associated, regulator of MAPK1-like. The record is from RefSeq and is a predicted model, not a curated record. The transcript has 6 exons. Bases 1 to 921 code for a protein of 306 amino acids. NCBI's taxonomy places the organism in Eukaryota, Metazoa, Chordata, Aves, Charadriiformes, Charadriidae.